AUGGUGACUUAUGAAAGAAGUGUUGUUUCACCUCUAGUGCUCAAUGAAGACAUGUCUUCCUUACCAGAAAUAGGUGUGAGAACCAUUCUUGGUGAUAGAGAUGAUUUUAAAGCACAAUGGGGUCAGUUACUUGCCGGUCAGGUUGGUUCGCUGCUCGCAAAGCAACAAAUACAUAACACAGGAAAUUCAAAAGUCCCUAAAUUAUGCUUAGGCCUCCAUGUUCCUUGGGAAUUGUCAGAUGAAAAAAACGGUGACUUGGUAGUCUAUAUUAUGGAACUGAUUCAAAAAGUACGAGUAUGGUAA
Messenger RNA from Schizosaccharomyces osmophilus, 303 nucleotides. RefSeq names its product proteasome assembly chaperone Pac3 (gene pac3). The coding region runs from base 1 to 303 and encodes 100 amino acids. The transcript has a single exon. The record is from RefSeq and is a predicted model, not a curated record. Lineage: Eukaryota; Fungi; Ascomycota; Schizosaccharomycetes; Schizosaccharomycetales; Schizosaccharomycetaceae.